AUGCCGUCGACAGGGAACAUGGCACAGCGCGGGCACAAAGAAAGGCUGUCUCGAAAGCACCCAUCGAAGCAACUAGGCAAGCAGCUGCCAGUGUGCCAUGAACUCGAAUCCGACUACAGCAACGAAGAAGCGGUUGCCAGUGGGCCACCGCCGAUCAAAGUACCAGCUUCAGUUCACAAAGACCAGACACCGGCAGCAAUUGCAGCACUCCACAAGAUUCCAGAACUACAAGGCGAGGAGGCGACGACUCCAACUCCCAAGAAUUUGCGUCAGCGUUUGGGCAGAAGUUGGCUUGGGCAGAUGCCAUCCCCAAGACUGCCACCCGUGGAUACUGGCCUUUACAGGACACCCACGUCGAUGAAUGCAAAGAUGCAGGGUGCAUUCAAGGAAGUCUUGCCAUCCGACGCAAUUCUGGCUGCGUCCCACAUGCACGGAGUUCGAGAAGCCUAUCCACACAAAUCGCCGCGCAAGGCUGGCACCCUGAGGUUUGACGAGCUACCACCGUUGACACCCGGCCGGAAACGGGCCACGGCUGCAUACACCGACCGGCUUCAGCCUGGUAGCCCACGCUUUCGGAAAGCCUUCGAUGCCCCCACCACCGGGUGGCGGGACUCGCAGCGAGGUUUUGCUGUGGUCAGCAGUCUGCAGACUUUGGCAAUCAGUCUCAGCCGAUUGAGCUCCAAGCCUAGCAUCUGCAAAAUCCUGGAGAACGAGGAAGAGCUAGUACGCUUCGGCGGACAUUCGUCCCCGUCGGGGGUUUAUUCCUAUGCCAGGCAAUUGAAGCGCUCUGCCCUUGCCUACGGUCGGCCUGCGCUGAAGCCAAACGAGAAGCCAGGAAACUCUGGCUGCCAGUCGCCCAAGGCCGUUCUGGACGUGGACCUAACUGACUCCGAUUUCAGGCAGUCGGAGGAAAAGCCGCACACGAAGCUGAUCCACGUUAUCAGACGGCAGGUUUAUGAGACGAUUUCGAAAGAGCAAGUGGCUUGCCCAGUCGUGGUGCGCUUCAGUGGUCCCGCAGCGCGGCAAGAACAUAAUGAGUGGCACGACGAUGCUCAAACCAUCCAGAUUGAAGUGCAGAUCGAUCUGGCUGCCGAAAGAGAGAGUUGCCCAAGCAGUGCUGACACGGUCGCAGCCUCCCUCCGGUCCUCGCCAGAGACUCACGACGACUCUCUAGAGCCGUCCGAACACUCCGCAAUUCAUGAGCCUCAGGAAAGCCCUAGCAGCACAAGACGCAACAGUGCGGAAGCACAUGAGCUGGUGAUGCAAGUCGUGGAGGGCUUGGUUGGGCUUCAGCCCUAA
Molecule: messenger RNA, 1299 nt
Organism: Symbiodinium sp. CCMP2592
Lineage: Eukaryota; Dinophyceae; Suessiales; Symbiodiniaceae
Source: the annotation of a GenBank genome assembly